Molecule: messenger RNA, 1053 nt
Organism: Taeniopygia guttata (zebra finch)
Lineage: Eukaryota; Metazoa; Chordata; Aves; Passeriformes; Estrildidae
Source: RefSeq, a predicted model, not a curated record
AUGGCAGGGGUGUCCCCACAGCAGGGCCCAGGCCUGGCUCCAGGCCUGCAGCCCCCUGUGCUGCCCCAUGGCCGCCUCCCCUCCCUGCUGUGGGAGCAGAGGGCCGGAGCCGCUGGGCCGUGCCAGCGCUGUCCCCGCUCCCUGUCACUGUGCCCGGCCCCCAGGGAUGUCCUCAAGUGGAAGGUGGUGAUCGGGGCCACGGACCUGAGCCAGCCGGGCCCCGGGGCCGCGGAGUUCCAGAUCAAGCAGCUCCUGAAGCACCCGGCCUACGUGGCGGCCACGGCCAGGAACAACAUGGUGCUGCUGGAGCUGGAGCGGCCCGUGGAGUGCAGCGACUACAUCCAGCUGGGCUGCGUGCCCGACAGCUCCCUGGCAGUGCCCGAGCUCAGAACCUGCUACAUCGCGGGCUGGAGAGCCGCCCCGGACAGCGCCCCCGGCCCGCGCCCGCUGCUGCAGGAGGCCAAAGUGCGGCUGAUGGACGCCCAAGUGUGCAACAGCAGCCGCUGGUACGGGGGGGCCGUGCAGCCCCAGGAGCUGUGCGCGGGGUACCCGCGGGGCGGCAUCGACACCUGCCAGGGGGACAUCGGGGGUCCCCUGGUCUGCAAGGACAAGACCCAUGACCACUUCUGGCUGGUGGGACUGGCCAGUUGGGGCAAGGGCUGUGCUGGGGCCAGGAGACCUGGCAUCUUCACCUCCACCCAGCACUUCCACUCCUGGAUCUGUGCCCACGCCGGCCCCAGCCCCACGGGACCAGCACCAGCACCAAAGGCCACCCUGAACUCGCCAGAUCCACCAGAACUGGUGCCAACAAACCCAGAGCCAGGACCUGAGAGCAGCCAGCCAGCCAUGGACAUUUCCUUCCCAAAGAAGACCCUGACACAAUUCCUCAGGAAGCUGCAGAAGGUGUUGGAGCUCCUGAAGAACAGGACAGUGUGAGCAGGAGGGCAGCAGAUCCAGUUUUGGCUGCAGAGGAUCUCCAGCAGCUCCAGGUGGUUCCUGCCCUGAGCCCACCUCACAGAAACCUCAAAUUGAUUUAAUCCUUGAAUUAAAGUU